UCUGGUCGUCUCCUGUACCGUGUCCGCAGUCUCUGGUCAUCUCCUGUACUGUGUCCGCAGUCUCUGGUCAUCUCCUGUACUGUGUCCGCAGUCUCUGGUCAUCUCCUGUACUAUGUCUGCAGUCUCUGGUCAUCUCCUGUACUGUGUCUGCAGUCUCUGGUCAUCCCCUGUACUGUGUCCGCAGUCUCUGGUCAUCUCCUCUACUAUGUCCGCAGUCUCUGGUCAUCUCCUGUACUAUGUCUGCAGUCUCUGGUCAUCUCCUGUACUGUCUGCAGUCUCUGGUCAUCUCCUGUACUAUGUCCACAGUCACUGGUCAUCUCCUGUACUGUGUCCGCAUUUGUUCAUAGUUUUUUUUUUUUU
Molecule: messenger RNA, 360 nt
Organism: Staurois parvus
Lineage: Eukaryota; Metazoa; Chordata; Amphibia; Anura; Ranidae
Source: the annotation of a GenBank genome assembly